Caenorhabditis elegans is the source of this 1598-nucleotide messenger RNA. RefSeq names its product Actin-related protein 3 (gene arx-1). The transcript has 6 exons. The record is from RefSeq and is marked reviewed. The coding region runs from base 6 to 1283 and encodes 425 amino acids. NCBI's taxonomy places the organism in Eukaryota, Metazoa, Nematoda, Chromadorea, Rhabditida, Rhabditidae. Gene Ontology annotation, cellular component: cytoskeleton; cell leading edge.
CAAGCAUGUCGGCCCAUCAACUACCGGCAUGUGUGAUCGACAAUGGAACGGGUUAUACGAAGCUCGGAUAUGCUGGGAACACGGAACCUCAGUUUAUUAUUCCAUCUGCAAUUGCCGUGAAGGACAAGGUGGCGAGCUCGAAUUCGCAGGCGAUGCGCUGGAAUAACCGAGUCGGAGCCGGGAUAGACGAUCUUGAUUUCUUUAUUGGAGAUGAAGCUUUGUCGCCGGCCGCUACGAAUUAUACUGUCAAAUAUCCAAUUCGGCAUGGAAUCGUCGAAGACUGGGAUCUUAUGGAACGAUACUGGGAGCAGUGCAUUUUCAAAUACUUGAGAGCCGAGCCAGAGGAUCAUUUCUUCCUUUUGACGGAACCACCACUCAACACUCCGGAAAACCGAGAAUAUACUGCUGAAAUUAUGUUCGAGUCGUUCAACGUGCCAGGCUUGUACAUAGCCGUUCAGGCCGUCCUAGCGUUGACUGCCAGCUGGAAUUCCAGAGAAGCCAACGAGCGAAGCUUGACUGGAUUGGUGAUCGAUUCUGGAGACGGAGUAACCCAUUGUAUUCCAGUUGCCGAUGGCUAUGUAAUCGGUUCCUGUAUCAAACACAUUCCAAUUGCCGGCCGUGACAUCACCUAUUUCAUUCAAAGUCUGCUCCGUGAUCGUGAGCACACAAUUCCAGCCGAGCAGAGCUAUGAGGUGGCGAAGAUGAUUAAGGAAAAGUUCUGCUACGUGUGCCCGGAUGUUAUGAAGGAAUUUGUAAAGUAUGAUACGGACGCGGCAAAGUGGCUUCGAACCUACGAUGGAAUUAAUUCGAUUACAAAAAAACCGUUUAACGUCGACGUUGGAUACGAGAGAUUCUUGGGUCCUGAAAUCUUUUUCCAUCCAGAAUUCUGUAAUCCAGAAUUCACGACACCAAUCUCUGAUACAAUUGACACACUUAUUCAACAGUGUCCAAUUGAUGUUCGUCGUGGACUCUACGAGAAUAUUGUGCUCUCUGGAGGAUCUACAAUGUUCAAGGACUUUGCACGGAAGCUUCAGCGUGACGUGAAGCGUCUCAGUGAUGGGAGACUUCAGAUGAGCGAGACGCUGAGUGGUGGACGGUUGAAGCCGAAGCCGAUUGAUGUUCAAGUGAUUUCGCAUAAAAUGCAGAGAUAUGCGGUUUGGUUUGGAGGAUCUAUGCUGGCGUCCACUUCGGAAUUCUACCAAGUUUCACACACAAAGGCCGAAUACAUGGAGAGAGGACCAUCGAUUUGUCGUUACAAUCCAGUUUUCGGAGCUCUUACUUAAUUUUUUUUCUCCAUUUUUUUGUAUUUUUUCCCUAUAUAUUUUCUCCAAUUUUAAUCCCUUCUCCACGUUUUUUUCUCUCUAAUUCCCGAAAUUUUUGAACACACAUUUCACUUUUUUUCAUCUUAUUCUGGGCGAUUCGUGUAUGUACUUAUUAUUUUUAUUUCCAAAAAUUACCAAUUUUUUAAAACCUUUUGAACGAAAAAAUUCUCGAAGAAAUUUGAUUCCUGCGCCCCCAAUUUUUUUUCUUAAAUUGUGUUUUUUUGCAUGACUAUUGCUUUAAUUUAUUCCCCCGUUAUAUAUAAAUUCCCUUAUUUU